AUGUCUAGAAAGAAUCUUCUUGAUGAGAUUGUUCUAGCUGCCAACAAGCGAAUUGGCAAAUCGAACGACACCACUAGUGUUGCUGAAGACAGAAGUGGUAUUGUACUUGAGACCAGCUGCACUACUCCGAUAACAAAACAUUUUGCAAGCCUAUUCAACAAUCCAUGUUUGAGUGAUUUCAAGUUUGUUUUGAAACGGUCCAACAUGGAUAUGAAUGAAGACCCACUUGGUCCUUUUGGACACGAAAGACUGAAUGAAAUACAUGUGCAUAAAUUUGUAAUUUAUCAAUCCGAAGUUUUUAAAGCAUUGCUUGAGAGUAAUUUGAUCGAGCAACAGACCAAUGAAAUGGUAAUCGAGGAGAAUGAAGAGAAUAUCGACGCCUUCAUUGCCAUGAUCGCCAUACUGUAUGGAUCCUACAUUCCAUGUGUGAAACAAAUGUCUAUGGAUCAUGUUUUGGAACUUUUAGCAUGCUUAGACAAGUAUCAAGUGAAAAGUGUUGAAAAAGCAAUCAUUGAUCUGUUCGUUCAAGAAAUUGAACAAAAUAACCCAAAUUUCAAGCCAUCACAAGCCUUGUGGUUAUGGUAUUACGCUCUUUGUGGCAAAGGGUACAAUCAGGUAUUGAAAUCGAAUAUUUCAACGAAGUAUAUACGACCUCUUUGGUCUAUUCAAUAUCACGGUGGAAAACGUCAAGAAGGCCAACAAGAUUUCUAUUUAUUCAUUUCCAGUCUUGAUUUCGAUGCAUUUUCCAUCUUUCUCAAUGAAUUUUGUGAUUCCUCCUGCGAACUUAGAAAAGUAUGCGAGUCCAUCGACUAUUGGUCUCAAAAGAGACCUCAGGAGAGCAGCAAAACAUCAGAGCUCUUGAGGAUUGCCUUGAAAAGAACCAAAAAUUAA
Messenger RNA from Naegleria lovaniensis, 891 nucleotides. RefSeq lists its product as uncharacterized. The record is from RefSeq and is a predicted model, not a curated record. The transcript has a single exon. Bases 1 to 891 code for a protein of 296 amino acids. Gene Ontology annotation, molecular function: protein binding. NCBI's taxonomy places the organism in Eukaryota, Heterolobosea, Eutetramitea, Acrasida, Naegleriidae.